Messenger RNA from Humulus lupulus (European hop), 1673 nucleotides. RefSeq lists its product as uncharacterized. Lineage: Eukaryota; Viridiplantae; Streptophyta; Magnoliopsida; Rosales; Cannabaceae. The transcript is spliced from 2 exons. Bases 12 to 1571 code for a protein of 519 amino acids. The record is from RefSeq and is a predicted model, not a curated record.
CCCCUAGGUUAAUGCGAAAAUAUGCAUCGAGGCACAUUGCUCAACAUAUGAGAUGGCAUCACGAGCAACGUAUAAAAGAAGAUGGUGUAUUGCGUCAUCCUGCUGAUGGGAAAGCUUGGAAGGACUUUGACCGAAAUAAUCCAACAUUUGCAAUGGAACCCAGGAAUGUGCGGCUUGGAUUGGCUGCAGAUGGAUUCAAUCCCUUUGGUAAUAUGAGUCUGUCUUAUAGUAUGUGGCCAGUAGUGUUGACGACAUAUAACUUGCCACCAUGGUUGUGCAUGAGAGAAACUAAUUUCAUGUUGAGUUUAUUAAUUCCGGGACCUCAUUCGCCAGGAAAAGAUUUUGAUGUUUUCUUAAGACCAUUGAUUGAUGAGUUAAAAGAAUUAUGGGUGACUGGUGUACAGACUCGAGAUGCAGUCGAUGGCAGUUUCUUCACUCUUCGGGCAGCUUUGAUGUGGACUAUAAACGAUUACCCAGCAAGGAGUAGCCUUUCUGGAUGGACUGCUCAAGGUUAUCAUGCUUGCUCUACUUGCAAUGUGGCAACACCAUCUAUUCGUUUACAAAAGAAGGUUGCUUUUUAUGGUCAUAGACAUUUUUUACCAAUCAGACAUGUCAUUAGAAGGGACAAGAAGACAUAUGGUGUCGUUGAAAAGAGAUUACCACCACAGCCAUUAACCAUGCAAGAAAUGUUCACACAAAUGAGUUUUAUACCUGAUUCUCUUCCUGGUAAGCAUGUCAGUUAUGGCGGCCAAAAAAGAAAGCGUACAAAAGAGCAAGUUGGUUGGCGGAAAAAAAGUAUAUUUUUUGAGCUCCCAUAUUGGGCCAACAUAAUGCUGCGACACAAUCUAGAUGUUAUGCAUGUUGAGAAAAAUGUGUGUGACAGUUUAGUAGGCACAAUAGUUGGGCUGGAGAAUAAGACCAAAGACACAGUUAGUGCCAGAGUAGACUUGGAGAAGAUGAAGAUGAGACCAGAGUUACAGCUGAGGAAGUUGAAUGGUCGGAUACAAAAGCCUGCGGCCAAAUUCACUUUCACUGUUGAAGAUCGCCAAAAGUUUUGUCGAUUUCUUAAAUCAGUGAAGUUUCCAGAUGGUUUUGGAUCUAACCUAAGGAAAAAUGUGAUUGACAAUGACAAUAAGAUAACUGGUUUGAAAUCGCAUGAUUGUCACAUCAUUAUGCAACGCCUUUUGCCAGUUGGUGUGCAUGCAUUCCUAGAGAAAUCAAUGAGUACAACUAUUAUUGAGUUAUGCACUUUCUUCAAGCUCAUUUGUGCGAGAACUCUAAAAGUCUCAGAUUUAGAAAAAGUCCAAACUUCAAUUGUUGAGAUUGUUUGCAAGUUAGAGAAUAUUUUCCCACCUGCUUUUUUCGAUAUCAUGGUCCAUCUACUAAUACAUUUACCGGAAGAAGCAAUACUUGGAGGACCGGUUCACAUGAGGUGGAUGUAUCCUUUUGAAAGGUAUAUGAAAAAAUUGAAGAAUUAUGUCUGUAACAAAGCACGUCCAGAGGGCUCAAUAGCAGAAGGAUAUGUGGUUGAUGAGCGCCUCCAAGUAAACGUGGACGCCAUAAGGGAUUGAACACGCGGGAAAAGAGGGAACAGUUGGGGCGUCCUCUCCCUCUCGAGUGGGAUGUGCGGGGGAGAACAUAUAAAGAGAUCGGAGAGUACAGCUCAAAUUUCU